CAAGUCCCAUAAUGCAGCGCGGUUGGUCAUAUGGUUAUGACGUAUUUUUCGCGCGUCCACCCCUGUUCUGAUCAAGAAGACAGCAGCAGAGAGGAAGCUCAUCGCACGUCUCUCACCACACGUCCUCUGCUCUCAGGCAUCCACCACUGAUGUCUCAACAACCGCAGCAGACUCUGCCCUCCGCCCCGGACUCCCCCGCCCUGGUGGUCACCUCCAACGUGCAGAAAUAUGCCAUCAAGAAGAAGAAGGUGCUCAGCGUUGAGGAAGCGGAGCUGUAUGAACUGACCCAGGCUGCAGGACUCACUAUCGACCAAGAGGUGUUCAAGAUCAUAGUGGAACUGUUGAAAAUGAACGUGGCUCCUCAAGCGGUCUUCCAGACUCUGAAGGCCAUGUGUGCGGGUCAGAGAGUGGCCGACAGCUGCGGCGGAGAGUCCACUUCAGCUGCCUCCCACACCACCAUUACCACAGCCCCCACAGAGCCCAGAGAAGAGGACACUUUGGUCUCUGGAAAGAGCCCUAAGCCUCUUGCCGCUCCCCCCUCAGCGUCUGGCCUCAGAGCCACAAGGGUCAACACUAAGAUUGUGGUCUACGGCCCCCAAGACUCUAGCUCUCCUCACUCUCAAGCAGUGCGCAGUAAAGCUGGAGCGAGCCACAGCGAGAAGAGCAGAGAGGGCUCCAGCCAGAGAGUGCAGCGGCAGCCCAGCGCCACCAGAGGGCAGAAGACCAAGAGCUCCGGCAGCAGCAGUUCCUCCUCUCAGAUAAAUUCCACAUGAGACUCAGGUCAAUGUGACAUCAUUUGUAAAUAUAUACUUUUCUUUGUGUUUAACUUAUCUUUAUUUUUUACUGUGUAACCUGUUUAAAGGGUUGGUUUACCCUUACCGCAAAAAGCUGUUUUAUUUGCCUCUGCCUUAAUUCAAUGGAGCUGUACAGAAUUGUUAGAAAUUUAAGAAAUUAAAACAUUACUUUAGUUCCAAUGAAAACUCAUCACAGUGAGGUCUGUGAAGAGCCACAGAUAUCUGAAAACCUUCAAAAGUGUUAAAUGCACGACUCGAUAAUAGUGUUAAGUGAGAAAAUAUGGAACAUUUUGGGUAAACCCAUCCUUUAAAAUUCUAACAUAAUAAGAAAUAAGAAAGUCUUGAGUGUCUCCUACUCAUUAUUGUUCUAGCUGUUGCUACUGUAAGGGAGUCAAGCCUUUUGUCACCUUCUAACAUUCAACAGGCCUAAAGAAAAAUCAUAAUGUUGUUAUUCAAUGUGCUGCUUUUUAUAAUAGUAUAAAUCUUUGAUAAAUCCAAUAAAUGAUAAACCUUC
Hippoglossus stenolepis (Pacific halibut) is the source of this 1308-nucleotide messenger RNA. It is a transcript of the gene mzt2b, whose product is annotated as mitotic spindle organizing protein 2B. Gene Ontology annotation, cellular component: centrosome; spindle. Lineage: Eukaryota; Metazoa; Chordata; Actinopteri; Pleuronectiformes; Pleuronectidae. The coding region runs from base 150 to 773 and encodes 207 amino acids. The transcript is spliced from 5 exons. The record is from RefSeq and is a predicted model, not a curated record.